CAAUGCAACUCGGCCUCCAAGGUAUCUUCUUCUUCACCACAUGGCCAUAUUUUUCAGGUCUUGAUAUUGUUUUUAAUCUUAAAUUAAUCUUCUGCAAGUUUUUGUUCUUUUUUACUUUGACAACAAAUGAAAGUCAAAGUUCUUUCAAGAAAUCCGGAUGAUUAUGUUCGGGAGACUAAACAUGAUAUUCAGCGUGUCCCCAGGAACUAUGAUCCCACCCUUCAUCCCUUUGAGGUCGGCAGAGAGUACACACGGGCUUUAAAUGCCACAAAGUUAGAGAGAGUCUUUGCCAAGCCUUUCCUGGCUUCCCUGGAUGGUCAUAGAGAUGGGGUGAACUGUAUGGCUAAGCACACGACGAGUCUCUCCACCCUCCUGUCUGGCUCCUGUGAUGGCGAGGUAAAAGUUUGGAACCUUACCAAACACGAAUGUGUCCGCACUCUCCAAGCACAUGAAGGUUUUGUGCGGGGAAUGGUUGUCAGAUACUGUGGAACUUCCUUCUUUACGGUAGGCGAUGACAAAACAAUCAAGCAGUGGAAAAUGAAGGCACCGGGGUAUGGAGAGGAAGAGGAGCCACUUAACACGAUCCUGGGCAAGACUGUUUUCACAGGACUGGACCAUCACAGAAAAGAAGGUGUGUUUGCAACAUGUGGCCAGCAGGUGGACAUCUGGGAUGAGCAGAGAAGCACCCCGAUUCGCUCCUUUACCUGGGGUGUAGACAGCUUCAGCUCGGUCCGCUUCAACCCUGUGGAGACAGAACUUCUUGGAAGCUGUGCCUCUGACAGAAGUAUCGUUUUGUAUGACAUGAGAGAGUCGGCACCACUUAAAAAGGUUAUUAUGAGAAUGAGGACAAAUACAUUAUGCUGGAACCCCAUGGAAGCCUUUUACUUUACAUGUGCAAAUGAAGACUACAACCUGUACACAUAUGAUAUGAGGUACCUGGAGAAGCCCAUCGCAGUACACAUGGACCACGUCUCUGCAGUACUAGAUGUCGAUUAUUCUCCCACGGGGCAGGAGUUUGUGUCUGCCAGUUUUGACAAAACUAUUCGCAUCUUUCCCAGGAAUGGUGGACACAGCAGGGAAGUCUACCAUACCAAGCGCAUGCAGCACGUGAUCUGCGUAAAGUGGUCGGCAGACAGCAAGUAUAUCCUGAGCGGUUCUGAUGAAAUGAAUAUCCGACUGUGGAAAGCCAAAGCAGCAGAGAAACUAGGACUGCUGUCCCCCAGAGAGAAGGAGGCCAUCAACUACAAUGAGAAGCUGAAGGAGAAGUUUCAGCACCACCCACAAAUCAGGCGCAUCGCUUGUCACCGACAUCUACCCAAGAACAUCCAUCAUCAGAGCAAGGAGCUGAGGAUCAUGAAGGAGGCUCGCCGUCGAAAGGAGAUAAACGUCCGCAAGCACAGCAAAGCAGGAGCUGUUCCUGUGGUGUCUGAGAAGGAGAAGCAUGUUGUUACCGUGGUGAAAUAGACCCAGCAGGGGAGGAGAUCAGAGGACUCGAAGACUGCCAAUACAUAAGGAGAUGGAAACUAAGAUCAUACCCAUGUGGAGGACUGUUCAGACCACUCUCUCAAAGGACUGAAAAAAAGUUUAUGGAAAGAAAAUGCGAUUGUUUACACAGAACUGGAAUUACAAACCCAUUCUGUUAAUAAAUCAUAACUCAACCUACUGCCACUUGGUUUAAUAGCAGUUGUACUUUUUCACUCCGUUAUUAAACGUUUACUCAUUUAGAAGCUGAUCACUCAUGUUGCUUUGUGCAAGUUUAAUUCUUUUUUCUUUCUUUUUAAGAUUAAAGCAACAACCAGUGUUUCACAUUA
Messenger RNA from Melanotaenia boesemani (Boeseman's rainbowfish), 1811 nucleotides. RefSeq names its product ddb1 and cul4 associated factor 13 (gene dcaf13). NCBI's taxonomy places the organism in Eukaryota, Metazoa, Chordata, Actinopteri, Atheriniformes, Melanotaeniidae. The record is from RefSeq and is a predicted model, not a curated record. Gene Ontology annotation, biological process: maturation of SSU-rRNA from tricistronic rRNA transcript (SSU-rRNA, 5.8S rRNA, LSU-rRNA). The coding region runs from base 127 to 1464 and encodes 445 amino acids. Gene Ontology annotation, molecular function: protein binding. The transcript has 11 exons. Gene Ontology annotation, cellular component: small-subunit processome; nucleolus.